AUGACUGGCAACAAGCUCAGCGAAGGAGCCAAAGGCACCAUCAAGACACAUAUCACUCACCUGCCUUCAUUUGGCACUGUUGCAACAGUUACAAUUUCACGGCCAGAUAAACUCAAUGCCCUCAACAGUCACCUCCUUGUGGCCCUUCCGACCACACUCCUGCACAUAACAGACACAAACGCCAAUCUCCUCGCUAUUGUUCUCACAGGAGAAGGUUCCAAAGCUUUCGUUGGCGGUGCCGAUAUCGCGGAAAUGUCAGCGCUUUCCAGCCCCGCUGAAGCACGCGCUUUCAUCACGCGAGUCCAUGAAGCUUGUCAAAGCAUCCGCGACUGUCCCGUACCAGUGAUCGCGCGCGUCAACGGAAUAGCCCUAGGGGCAGGGUUAGAAAUCGUUGCAUCUUGUGAUAUUCGAAUCGCCAGUUCGACAGCGGUGUUGGGAAUGCCUGAGGUGCGAAUGGGGGUCCCGAGCGUCGUAGAGGCUGCAUUGCUUCCUGGUCUGAUUGGAUGGGGCCGAACACGACAACUUCUACUCCUUGGGGACACGAUCAGUGCCAACGAGGCACUGCAAUGGGGCCUUGUCGAGAAGGUUGUGGAGCCCGACACGAUAGAUCAGGCUAUAACGAAAUGGGUGGGGAGUCUCGAGCACAAUGGCCCUGAGUCUGUGAAGAACCAGAAGUUGUUAAUGAGAAAAUGGGAGCAACUGGGCAUUGAUGCAGCAAUCGAGGCUGGCAUUGACCACUUUGGAAGGGCGUUUGAAUCGCCUUUUAGGGCUGAGGCUGGAGCAACGACUCCUGAGCCCGAGCCAGUCCGAAUGAUGGGAGAUUUUCUAAGAAGACAGGCUGAGAAACGGAUUAAUAAGCUGUAA
Coccidioides immitis RS is the source of this 864-nucleotide messenger RNA. Its product is annotated as enoyl-CoA hydratase/isomerase. Gene Ontology annotation, biological process: fatty acid beta-oxidation. The record is from RefSeq and is a predicted model, not a curated record. NCBI's taxonomy places the organism in Eukaryota, Fungi, Ascomycota, Eurotiomycetes, Onygenales, Onygenaceae. Bases 1 to 864 code for a protein of 287 amino acids. Gene Ontology annotation, molecular function: enoyl-CoA hydratase activity. The transcript has a single exon. Gene Ontology annotation, cellular component: mitochondrion.